AUGACUUUGUCGCUGAUACUCAUUUGUUUUAAAUCGCUGCGACUUGUACAUAUUUUUGUUUGUUGCCAGUUCAUUUGUCUUUUUCCGGUACGCAAGGUCGUCGAAUCACAAAAAACCAUGGCUGAUGUAGAUGUCGAAGUUGCCCCUAACCCCGUGUUGAGCGGAGGCGCUAUGGAUGUGAACACAGCUCUGCAAGAAGUUCUUAAGACCGCUCUCAUCCACGGUGGUCUAGUUCACGGACUUCAUGAGGCUGCUAAAGCUCUAGACAAGAGGCAAGCAGUCCUGUGUGUGCUAGCUGAGAACUGUGAUGAAGUAUCAUACAAGAAGCUCGUACAGGCUCUAUGCAACGAACACCAGAUCCCUCUUGUCAAGGUUGACAACAAUAAGAAACUGGGUGAAUGGGCUGGUCUCUGCAAAAUCGACAAAGACGGCAAAGCUAGGAAGAUUGUCGGCUGCUCAUGCGUCGUUAUUAAAGAUUUCGGUGAGGAGACGCCAGCGCUGGACGUGCUCAAAGACUAUCUGAAGACUUCGAGCUAA
This is a messenger RNA of Arctia plantaginis, 537 nucleotides long. NCBI's taxonomy places the organism in Eukaryota, Metazoa, Arthropoda, Insecta, Lepidoptera, Erebidae. The record is from the annotation of a GenBank genome assembly.